AUGAGACGUAGUCUUCUGUGGCUACUAUUAGCUGCUAUUUUGGAUGAUGAUGAAAAUAGUAAACACGUUAUAGAAGCAGAAAGUUUAGAAAAACUAUGGAAUUACAAGACCGUUAAAGAGAAAAAAGUCGAAUUAGAAAAGAACUUAGAGAAGCUAAGAAAAAAGUUUGAGAAGGAGCAGCAAAACCUUGUUCAACAGCAUGAAAAGAGAAGAUCUCAGUUGCAAAAGUCGUAUUCGAAACUUGUUAAAAAAAUCUCGACCAAGGGAAUCUCAUCUUCUUUAGAGAAACCUUUCCAUCACUCAAUGUUCUCAAUCCCAGCUCCCAAGCCAAGAGAAACUGGAAUGUUUUCAUGGUAAGACUCUUGUUAUUCAAGUAAGGAGGAUAACCUGAUCCUCAGAAAUAUAAAAAUCUUACAUCUUAAAUAAUUUCUUGUUCAUAAAUGAAAAUAACUAUGUUAACUAAUACGUAACUUGGUUAUGGGUAAAGAAUGUCGAAUAAUUCUGGAAACGAGGCAUUCUUGUUUUUGAAGGUCAGACACUAUUUGUGACUGGAAAUUAUGAUUUUCAGUUUGAGGGGAUAUCUUUGCUCUUUAAGAAGCUGCAUUAUUUAAGAGAGACAGGUUGGAGUACCCUAGAUCUUAUAAAUAUCAAGAAUUCAUUCAGUGAAGAUGAAAGGAUAUUAUUUUAGUAUAUGCUACUGGCCAUAUACUACGGUGUACUAGUCAGAAUAGUUGUGCCAUGUAAUGCAUUAUUACCAAAACAGACUGCUGAAACAGAUCCUCAAUCUAGAAUCAAUUUAAGUCAUAGAAAGAUCAGUAUUUGAUGUGCCAUGAUAUCCAGUAACAUGGUGAUGAAACAUUUGUUGGAGACAACCAUACAUAUUGCUUUAUUACUUGACUAAUAUAAUAUUAUUAGAAGUCAGUGACC
Messenger RNA from Macrobrachium nipponense, 927 nucleotides. RefSeq names its product 1-phosphatidylinositol 4,5-bisphosphate phosphodiesterase classes I and II-like. The record is from RefSeq and is a predicted model, not a curated record. NCBI's taxonomy places the organism in Eukaryota, Metazoa, Arthropoda, Malacostraca, Decapoda, Palaemonidae. The transcript is spliced from 4 exons. The coding region runs from base 1 to 357 and encodes 118 amino acids.